CAGCCGCUCACUUCCCUCCCUCCACGCGUCCCGAAGACCGCGAAUCUGCCACUCAGCGCCCCCUGCAGCCGCCACCGCCGAAGCACGAGCGCCUCUCCUCUCCUCUCCUUCCGAUUUCUCUCCAAUGUUCACAGGUCGGCCGGAGCCCGUCGUCUUCCCCGGCUCCAUUUCCACGGGAUUUUUACCACUCGUAGCCGCCCCAGAUCAGGACCGGACCGCGCUCAAGGUAAAGGCGAAGCUCUCAGGGGGAAAAUGUCAAGUGAGAGGCAGCGCUCAGACGACGAAAGUCCAAGUACGAGCAGCGGGAGCUCAGAUGCUGAUCAAAGAGAUCCGCCAGCACCAGAACCAGAGGAGCACGAGGAGAGAAAACAGCCCACCGCCGCUCAGCAGCAAAAGAAAAACACCAAAUUAUCCAGUAAAACGACAGCAAAACUGUCUACCAGCGCUAAACGAAUUCAGAAGGAGCUCGCUGAAAUUACUCUCGAUCCUCCUCCAAACUGCAGCGCCGGGCCGAAAGGUGACAACAUUUACGAAUGGAGGUCAACCAUCCUGGGCCCUCCAGGUUCUGUCUAUGAAGGAGGAGUUUUCUUUUUGGACAUCACAUUUUCAUCGGAUUAUCCUUUUAAACCACCAAAGGUUACUUUCCGCACUAGGAUUUAUCACUGCAAUAUCAACAGUCAGGGCGUUAUCUGCCUGGAUAUUCUGAAAGAUAACUGGAGUCCUGCUCUGACCAUCUCUAAGGUUCUAUUGUCUAUUUGCUCACUCCUGACAGACUGUAAUCCUGCGGACCCUCUUGUCGGGAGCAUAGCCACUCAGUAUUUGACCAACAGAGCAGAGCAUGACAGGAUAGCCAGACAGUGGACCAAGAGAUACGCCACAUAAAUAAAAUGCCCUCUUGUGCAGUGUGAAGAACCAGGAGGCGACUUUACAAUGUGCAACAAAUCUUUAUAGCCUUUACAAUACGGACUUCUGUGUAUAUGUUAUACUGAUUCUACUCUCGGCUUUUAUCCUUUGAAGACUGGACGAAGAUUCAAAGACGGUAAACGUGACUGGAGUAGAAUUUUGUAGCUGUAGAUUUAGUAAUGUUUAAAUACCUACUUGCAAGUCUUGCUUCUUUGGGAUAUCAAAAUGUAUUUUGUGAUGUAAUAAGGAAAAUGUUCCUAAAGUCAACCAAAUAUUAUGGUGCAUUUUAGCCUAAUCCAUUAUCUGUAUGAAGUUAAAUAAAAUAGCUGUAGAUUAUUAGGAAUUAUGUCAUUUAUAUUAAACCCAGAUCCAUUUCCAGUUAUGUGGUACAUGCUGUUGUGAACUCUGUUUUACCUUUGUCAAUUUGUAAUGAAGAGAUUUCAUCUAACCCUUUUGUAGCUCAAUGAGAGAGGAAGAAAGAGAAAAAGCAAACAUGUUGAGCAACCACUGUAACAUCCCAAAACACAAUAAACUUGUUCCCCAGGGUGACGUGUCGUUCCUGCUCCCUGCCGUCUUAGGACACGACAGGGCAAAAAACGAAGACGAGGAGGACACAAAAGGAAGGAAGGACGGCGGACGGGAGAGAAACCCGAGAAUUCUGCGUUUAUAAGGUGAGGUCAGGAGGAGCAGCGGCCUGACAGAGAAGCACAAGUGCCGCCGCCCCGCCGCUGGUGGUCUCCUGAGGCCGCAGGUCAACGUCUUAUUUUAGUCUUUUUUUUUUUGUUUGUUUUGUUGGUUUUUUUUUUGUUAUUUUUAACAGCUGUGGAUAAUUGAUACAAGUGUACAUGAUGAUAUCUCUUUUAAUGUUAAGGAGAAUAUUGUACAUUACUUUGGAGCUUGCAAUAAUCAGAUCUACUUUUACAGUUAAUAACAACAUUUAAAAAUAAAUGAUAUGUAAUGAAAAAAAUGAAAUGGUUUUCACAGUGGUUUACAUUAAAAUACCUUUGAACACAGUU
Messenger RNA from Polypterus senegalus (gray bichir), 1919 nucleotides. RefSeq names its product ubiquitin-conjugating enzyme E2E 3 (UBC4/5 homolog, yeast) (gene ube2e3). Gene Ontology annotation, biological process: protein polyubiquitination. Gene Ontology annotation, cellular component: nucleus. The transcript has 6 exons. Gene Ontology annotation, molecular function: ubiquitin conjugating enzyme activity. Bases 253 to 882 code for a protein of 209 amino acids. Lineage: Eukaryota; Metazoa; Chordata; Cladistia; Polypteriformes; Polypteridae. The record is from RefSeq and is a predicted model, not a curated record.